UAAUACAGCAGCCAAUCAUCUCAAAGUCAACUUUAUACUGACCUAAGAAUUUGUGAAUGCUAUGUAUGUACACAAAUUAUCUUCUCGUAUUGCCAAUGUCUACAACCUCUUUUCUACUGUGCUUAGCAGGCUACCCGAUGGCAAUCAUAUCUGAUCCUGCUGCCGGUGAAAAGACAAGCAUGUCUGACGCAUCACUUCCUUUUCCCGCCAGGCUCGGGCAGAGUGAGUCGUGAUGUUAAGUCGGGAGUUCUGCAGCGGGCGCUUGUCCCGAA
Aspergillus fijiensis CBS 313.89 is the source of this 272-nucleotide messenger RNA. RefSeq lists its product as uncharacterized. The transcript has a single exon. The record is from RefSeq and is a predicted model, not a curated record. Lineage: Eukaryota; Fungi; Ascomycota; Eurotiomycetes; Eurotiales; Aspergillaceae. Bases 57 to 233 code for a protein of 58 amino acids.